Messenger RNA from Westerdykella ornata, 1332 nucleotides. RefSeq lists its product as uncharacterized. The coding region runs from base 79 to 1332 and encodes 417 amino acids. The transcript has 3 exons. Lineage: Eukaryota; Fungi; Ascomycota; Dothideomycetes; Pleosporales; Sporormiaceae. The record is from RefSeq and is a predicted model, not a curated record.
CUGCACAACCAGAAUCUUGAUGUAUCGCCAUCACGAAUAAUCUUGCGGUUGUGCUCAGUGAUAAAUCCCUUGUCCAACAUGAUCGACUUCGACGUCGUGAGGUCGCCGCAUUCAUGGCUCCUGCUCUUGCUUGGAUUGGCUCUGUACGCAUAUAGGAGGACUCGCAGCCGGGGACAUUCGGAGAGUGCCUCGUCGUCAACUCCCAUCGUGGAGGAGAAGAAGAUAAUUCCCGAGUAUUCAGAAGAUGCAUACUAUCAGAUUGAGCCCCUUACGGACUUCGACCUUGAUCACACUGAGCCGGAGAAGCUGCGACCAUUUAAGCCAAAGUAUUAUCUUACGAUGGCCAUCCAAAACAUCACCCCCUCGGAACUCGUCGCCAUGGACAAAACCUACGCCUCGCGUGUCGCUCUGCGAAAACACCUGCUCCAAACCCGGCAACAGGACGUCUUAGCCUACACUUCUGAUCCCCGCAUCGCGCCCGCCGUCCGGGAAUUCUACGACUGGAUCAUGGGCGUCUACCUGCCUCGCCGCUUCCCCACCCUUUUCACACUGACCGAGAAGGGUCUACGGAAUCAUGUGACGAGCGAGACAAUCACAAUAUCACCGACGGACAUCGAAGAAGCCCUGCGCCUCCUAGGCGAGAACAUUGACGACGAUUUCCUAUUCCUAAUGCCGGACCCUGCGCCCUCAUCCUGUGAUACCAGCACCACUGCCACGACGCAGGCACCACCAUCCCAAGGCCCCUACCGCCUCCAAGCCUUCAUCACGCUCUUCCCCUCUGGCUUCCGCACCCUAUAUAAACUGGGCCUCACGCUGUCCGACAUCCACGGCCCGGUGCCGCACUACAAGCCCGUGCUGGAGAAAUCCAUGGACCGGUUCUUCGCGAGCCUGCCGACGGGGAAGGUGAUUAAGAGGCAUAAUUGGGGGGUUACGAGGACGAGGGAAUUGCUGCUUUUGGGAGGUACGCAUUUGAGUGGGGAGGAAGGUGAUGUGAGGGAUGCGAGGGAGGGUGGACUUGAUGAGGGGGGUAAGGCAGACGAAGAGCAGCAGGAAGAAGAGCACAUCGACAUCAAUGAGACUGUCGUGCGAUGUGAGCGGCAAACCCUGCACCGGCUUCCGCGUAGCAGGGCGAUCGUGUUUGCUUUCAAGACCUAUCAGUAUGGGCUAAAGGAGUUGAGGGAUGAGGGUAUGGGGCACGAGAUUGCGGAUGCGAUUGAAGGGUUGGGCAAAGGGAAUGCGCCGGGGAUGACGAGGUAUAAGAGUGCGGUUGUUUGGGGGAGGCAUGUUUGUCGGUUCUUGAGGGGGGAGGGAGAAGGGCGGGAGGGAGGUUAA